Lathyrus oleraceus (garden pea) is the source of this 2514-nucleotide messenger RNA. Its product is annotated as WAT1-related protein At3g28050. Gene Ontology annotation, cellular component: membrane. Gene Ontology annotation, molecular function: transmembrane transporter activity. The coding region runs from base 590 to 1438 and encodes 282 amino acids. The record is from RefSeq and is a predicted model, not a curated record. Lineage: Eukaryota; Viridiplantae; Streptophyta; Magnoliopsida; Fabales; Fabaceae. The transcript is spliced from 7 exons.
AAUGUGUUGACAUGGCUUUACUCACUUUAUUCAAAGCAGCAACACUUCAAGGAAUGAACAAUCAUGUCUUUAUUGCUUACGCUUAUGUUGUUGAGCAAGAGUGGUUCCUCCACUCAGUUUCUCCAUUAUAUGGAAAAGUGUGCUUCUUGGGGCAAUAGGGUAAUGGAAAACUGACCUUUUACUUUACUACAAUAUCUGAUUUGAAUGUUGUUGAGAUAUGAAUGGAUAUGUACUAUAAUUAUCAAAGUUAUCUUAAGUUUUUGGAGGUUAUUUGUAGGUUAGUCACAGUUCAACUAUGGCAAAAUAAUCCGUGAUAAAGAUUUUUAUGGACCCUUUUUAAGUACGAUUUAACUGUGACAAAUUUUAAACCCUAUGCGAUAGUCUGUCUUGCACGGCCCUCAAAAUUUACUUACCUUUGAGUUUGAAUUUCAGAUUAACAAGAUCCCUUUCUUUUUGAAAACCGAAGGGUUAAGACCAAAAAGUAUUAUUAAUUUUGUUAUAACUAGCGUUUGAUGUUGGUUAGUUUUGGUCAAAGUGGUCUCAUUAAUUUUAUGCUUGUGAUGAUUUGUGUUUCGUGUUUUGGAAUUGUAUGGUCCUGUUAUGCAGAUGUGGAUCUCAGAUUCUGGGGUAUAUUGGUAUUAAUUAUAGUUCUCCAACACUUUCUUCAGCAAUUGCUAAUCUCGUACCUGCUUUUACUUUCAUGCUAGCUGUUACUUUCAGGAUGGAAAAGUUAGCUUUUAAGAGUAGAAGUAGUAAUGCUAAAGUAGUGGGAAGCAUAAUAUCAAUAGCAGGUGCUUUUGUCAUGACUUUUUACAAAGGAAAAUCCAUCUUGAAUUCCUCACCACUUCAUCAACCAAUUGGCUUUCUCAACUCAAUGGAUUCAAGUUGGGCCAUUGCUGGCAUUAUUCUAACAGUUGACUACUUUCUGCUUUCACUAUGGUAUAUUUUACAGGUACAUAUCUUGAAAGAGUUCCCAGAUGAACUAACCUUAGUCUUGUUAUAUUCCACAACUGCAACAAUCAUAUCAAUAGUUGUAGCUUUGUUAUCAGUUCCAAAUGCAAGUGCUUGGAAAAUAGGACUAAAUCUCUCACUCAUCUCCAUUGUUUCUUCUGGAAUAUUUGGAAAGUUAAUAGGCAAUCUAAUUUAUGCCUGGUCAGUUCACUUAAAGGGGGCUGUCUAUGUUACAUCAUUCAUGCCACUCCAAAUCGCUAUUUCUGGUAUCUUGGGAGUUAUAUUCCUUGGUGAUACGCUUCAUAUCGGAAGUAUAAUUGGAGCCAUAAUCAUCUCAAUUGGCUUUUAUGGUGUAUUAUGGGGCAAAGCAACAGAAGAGAUAGAGGAAGAUGUUGGUAGUCUGGAUUCAUUAUCUACAGAGAAUGCACCUCUGUUGCAAAGUUAUACAACUCAAUCUUUUGAAAAGAAAAUAGAUGGAAAUGUUUAAAAACAUGAUUAUCAAAUCAGAGAUUCAAUUACAAACCAGAAUUCUUAUCGGUCGAAGAGUCAUGAAUCAAAUUUUGUAAUGAAUGGCAAGAUUCAAGCACAAUAAAAUAUGACAUUUUAAGUAAAAAUAAGUUUUGGUCCUAUUUUUGUUUGAAGAGUAAUCUAAAUUCACAUUUAAGGUUUAAGGUCCUAUUUUUGUUCCUAUUUCAUUUUAAGUUGCAUUUAGAUAUAAGGUUUAAAUGUAUUUUUUGGCCAUGCACUAUGGCAAAAGUUAACUUUUAGUCUCAUAUUUUAAAAAUCAGCUUUUUAUCCUUGAACUUUGUAUCACUAACAAUUUUAAAUAAAAUUAAUAAUUUAAGUGUUUAAAUAAAAGAUUGAGAAUCAUUUUAUCGUUCCACUCAUCAUCUUCUUCCCCUUUCCAACCUGCAAAUCCUAAGUCUCAAAUCCAAAACCUAAUACUUUGAAUCCAAACACAUAUCAAUCAUCUCCUUUUAGCUCUAACCUCCAACCCAAUUGUCAUAAUAGUAUGUUUAAGAAAUCCGUAAGCAACAGCAAUAACAUAUUUUGUUGCGUGAGUAGCGAAUGCAAAAGUGGUCUUAAUGCGUCAUUGAUGACGACAUGGACAAAUGCGAAUCCAGGUCACCGUUUUUAUGGUUUUGAUACAUGGUUACAAGAAGUGUAACCACUUUGUUUGGUUGAACGAAGAAAUCAACCCUAGAGCGAAGGAAGUUAUCUCUACAUUAAUGCGGAAUUUAACUGAUGAGAAGUAGAAUGUUAAAGAUGUCAAUAUUAAAGAUGAAGAAAUGAAGAUAAAGAUGAAACUUUUGAAGAAACAGUUGAAGUUCAACUGGAUGAUGACCAUCAUCAUGUUAUUUUUCUUAGUUGCUUCAAUUCUAAUGAAAUAGGUGUUUAGUUGAUUAGUUGUUAUUUGAUUAGGUUGUAAUUCUGCUUCAAUUCUAAUGUAAUUCAAGGUUCAUUAUUGAAGUGUAAUUUUGCUUCAAUUAUAAUGAAAUUUUGCUUCAAUUCUCAUGUAACUAUGGGUUCAUUAUUGAAUGUUAUUGGAUAUGUUGAAUGUUA